Messenger RNA from Stegostoma tigrinum, 9553 nucleotides. RefSeq names its product F-box/LRR-repeat protein 20. The transcript is spliced from 15 exons. The record is from RefSeq and is a predicted model, not a curated record. Gene Ontology annotation, cellular component: SCF ubiquitin ligase complex. Gene Ontology annotation, molecular function: protein binding. Lineage: Eukaryota; Metazoa; Chordata; Chondrichthyes; Orectolobiformes; Stegostomatidae. Gene Ontology annotation, biological process: SCF-dependent proteasomal ubiquitin-dependent protein catabolic process. The coding region runs from base 245 to 1513 and encodes 422 amino acids.
CGGAAGUCUGGAGUUAAAAGCCGACGUUUGGAAUUAAAAAAAUUGUUUAUUUUUGGUAAAGCUCGAUCCGGGCGGCCUCGGUAAAGACCAGGAGAGUAGUGGUUCCCCUAUUGGGUGGGAAGGAGCUGGAUCGUGGGGGCAAGUAGACGAGAAGGGUUUUUUUUAAGGGGGGGGACUUUUGUAAAUAAACCGGUUAGCCGGGGGCCCGGGCGUGUGGUCCAAUCAGGUGCGAGGAUGUUGGCAGAUGUUCUCGAACAACGAUGAAGCUGUGAUAAACAAGAAACUCCCAAAGGAACUGCUUCUCCGAAUAUUCUCCUUUUUGGAUGUGGUCACUUUGUGUCGCUGUGCUCAAGUUUCCAGGUACUGGAAUGUCCUGGCACUGGAUGGUAGUAACUGGCAGAGAAUCGACUUGUUUGACUUCCAAAGAGAUAUAGAGGGCCGAGUGGUAGAAAAUAUUUCCAAAAGAUGUGGUGGGUUUUUACGGAAGCUUAGUCUGCGAGGAUGUCUUGGAGUGGGUGACAACUCUUUAAGGACAUUUGCUCAGAACUGCAAGAAUAUUGAACAGUUAAAUCUGAAUGGAUGCACAAAAAUCACAGAUGCAACCUGUACUAGUCUAAGUAAAUUCUGCUCCAAGCUAAGAAGUCUAGACCUAGCUUCAUGCACAUCUAUCACAAACCUUUCUUUGAAAGCUCUGAGUGAGGGAUGUCCACUUCUAGAACAACUGAAUAUAUCUUGGUGUGACCAGGUAACAAAGGAUGGGAUACAGGCACUAGUGAGAGGCUGCGGUGGAUUGAAGGCUCUGUUUCUUAAAGGAUGUACACAGCUAGAAGAUGAAGCUUUGAAAUACAUUGGUGCCCACUGUCCUGAGCUGGUCACACUGAACCUUCAAACUUGCUCCCAAAUCACAGAUGAGGGACUGAUUACAAUUUGCAGAGGAUGUCAUAAACUUCAGUCGCUCUGUGUCUCUGGCUGCAGUAACAUCACUGAUGCUAUUUUGAAUGCACUGGGACAGAAUUGCAUUCGCCUUAGGAUAUUAGAGAUUGCUAGAUGUUCACAGUUAACAGAUGUGGGAUUUACAACAUUAGCUCGGAAUUGCCACGAACUUGAGAAGAUGGAUCUGGAAGAGUGUGUUCAGAUUACAGACAAUACUUUAAUUCAGCUUUCCAUCUACUGCCCUCGGCUUCAAGUAUUGAGUUUAUCACACUGUGAAUUGAUCACUGAUGACGGAAUUCGCCAUCUUGGGAAUGGGGCCUGUGCUCAUGAUCGAUUGGAAGUGAUUGAGUUAGAUAACUGCCCGCUGAUCACUGAUGCGUCACUUGAACAUCUAAAGAACUGUCACAGUCUUGAGAGAAUAGAGCUGUAUGACUGUCAACAGAUAACACGUGCUGGGAUCAAGAGACUUCGGACGCACCUACCAAACAUCAAAGUCCAUGCUUACUUCGCCCCGGUGACCCCUCCUGCAUCAGUGAGCGGUGGUCGGCAGCGUUUCUGCAAGUGCUGCAUCGUUCUAUGACACCUACUUUACUUUUUGCAAAUCUAUUUAAAUAGCAUUAGAAUGGAGACAAUUGAAUGCAUCAUCAGUGGUGAUCCUGCUGGACUGUCGGGCUGUACAGUAAGGACUGUCCAAUCACUGUGUGGCUAUGACGGAUCACAUGGUUACGAGGCAGCGUGGGUGAUUCCCAUGUCAGUGGGUGCAGCCACAUACUAGUUCUGUCACUGUAUGAUUCAAUUCAGAGAUUUCCCAAAAAUAUGGGUAAUUUAUUUUUUUUAAAAUCAAUGUUGGAUUGAAAAAAAAAUUGGUUUUCAUGUAUUGCAGUGGGGGAAAAUCUUUAACCUGUUUCCUAAUGAGAUAAAUCAAGUUGGCAGCACAAGAGUGCUGGUGGCACAACCAAGUUUUAAACUGCAUCCUAACCCUUUUGCUCACUCAUGCCACUUUGCAUGGUAAAGGGGGAGAUUUAUAUAAUUGAAUUCUUGGCUGUGAAAUUUUGUACUGAGUUUUAUUUUGUCGGUCCAAACAUACAGUAGAUCCUGCUAUUACUUGAGGAAAGGAGGUUAUUGGAUGCUGCUUCUAAAAGUGCACCUCUCAAGUUUCUGUAGUUGUCUUCAUCCAUGUCCUGUCCUUUUAGCUUCUUUACCAUUCUGAACUUUUUUAAAAAAAAAAAAAAUCUCCUUGACUCUCCCUGCCUGACUAUGUUGAAAUCUUCCUUGGCGCAUGGCAGUUUUAUGUACCAUGAGCAAGCAGCUAGCGUAAAAACUGAGAACCGUGACCCAUGAGUUUUGGUGAGCUGUUUAAAUAUGCCUGUGCUGUUAGCAGAUGGGUUCAGUUCAGACACAAACCUCUGUUGUCAUUUUGUAAUGUAACCCAGGUUGCUGGGUAGAAAUACAGGUCAGGAACCUGAGUUGAAAUUUAUUUUCAGUGACCUUGGCUGGUGAAAGCUAAAAUAUUUCAUUCAUCCCCCUGACUGAAACCAGCAAAUUCAACCCAGAUUUUUUUUUAUAUGACUUAGCUGCUAGCUAAAUGGUUCUCUUUAUUACUAAGUAUUUAAAAAGGACAAUUUUUUUCUAUAAUUUGAAGAAUGUAGAACAAAUGUUCUAGCAGUUAUUCAGUGACAUCUGUUUUGUACUAUAUUACCCCACAUUGACACUCCCAAGUUUAUGGUUCCUGUCUCCAGUUUAAAACACUGCUGAGUCACACCAGCAUGUGUAAGUUGUUCUUCCAUAUUCAUGGGAUUUAAAACUUGCAUUAAAGCACAUCUCUUGAUGUCAGGCUUGGAUCUAAAUACAGAUAACUCUUAACAUCUUCAUUGCACAGUUUAAUUUUAAGUUUUUCAUUUUGAUUUGAGGGGAGUGAAAGCAUGCAUCAUGUCCUGUGUUUUUGCUGAGCAUAUAGAAACUUGGUUGAAUCUAGAAGAUCAGUGAUACAUUUCUAAGCUGUUUGUUGGGAUCAUAACAAUACCAAUUCCAGGAUGUAUGUAUCUACUGAAAUGAUUGGUAUUCACACUGUUACAGGUGCUCCCUGUGCAAUUUAAUUUGUAAAAGGUAGUUUUGGAGGCAACUAGUGUCAAUGUCUGUUUCCUAUUUCACGGCCUAUUCUGUUCACAGUACAGACUUGCUGAUGAAGCAUUGUUGAGAUAAACCCCAGGUAUAUAAAUGCCUCAAUCUUUAUUUUUCCAAAGCCCAGCCCUUGGUAUCUCCCACUUCUUGAGUAAGUUGUAUUGCUGGUAAUUGGUAAUACUUUCAGGCUGCCUUUACAAUAAAGGAAGUGGGAUGUGCUAAGAGCUAGGUUUUGGAGAAAUAAAGACUGGAGCUGUUGCUGUAUUUGCGGUUUGUCUCAGCACUGUUUUUAGUCUGUACAGUGGUGAACAGAAAGGACCAUGGAACAUGAGAAAAGAAACAACACAUUUGCUGGAGAAACUCAGCAGAUCUGUGGAGACGAAUCAGAUAAUGUUUUGAACCCAGUAAUCAUUGGAACAUUAGUUGGACAUCGAGCCCAGUCCCUCCAGCAAUAUACCCUUUACAAAUCAAUUGUAUGUGGAGCAUCUAGCAGCAGUCUAAAUAACAAUUAUUGCAGUAAAUACAUACUUCCUGGCAUUUGUACUGUUAUGACCCUAACUGGUGGCCGUACUGGACAAGUUAAAUCCCUCAGUAAAUCCUGGAUUGAUAGACUGUAAGCUUAUUCUUUUUUUAUUUACUGUGGUGGUCAGUCAUCUAAAUAUGAUUAGCGGGAUGCUGCCGGUGUAUGCUUGACAAAAGAACAGAAGUUUAUUAGGGGGAUAAAACCCUAGCAAUUAAGAGAAUUACAGGAAUAAUCUCAUUGCAGAAGAAAUAGUCAUCUCUCUUAACCCAGCAGUACGCUUGCAGAUUCUGAAAUGUCAGCUAAGGUUCACCUCAAUCCCUGUAUUAAGGUUGUUGCUCAACUGGUAUGGCUAUAAUCUACUUUCAAAUUUCUGUGCAUUGAUGCAAGUUUUUUUUUUUCCCUUAACUCAUGUCUUUGACAGACUUGUAGGAUGACUUUUUCUCCUCUGGAGCUUUCUUUGACUUCUAAGCAACUCGGGACAUCUCCCUAGCCCUGACCAAUUGGUGACUGCUAAUAUCAGCAACUUUGCUGUUGGGGACCUCUUCCUCUGCAUGAAUCUGCUUCCAGCCUGUUCUCCACUGUCUCAAAUGUCCCCUUGUCCUCUUGAUUGUACUUGCUUUCCCCAGGCAAGUUGCUGGUCAUAGCUGAAAUUGUGACUUCGAAAGGCUGUUUUGAACUUGGGUCAAAAUGUACUUUGAACACUAUCAAAAAAGUCAGAAAAUGAGGUCAGAUCUUCACAGCACUGAAAACUUUUAAAAUUUAUUUUCCUCUACUUUAGACCCCAAUUUCUUAAUAUAUUGUGACCCUUACAGCAGCAUGUAAGAUGAAAAUAAUGGUAAAAUGAUAGUUAAGAAAAUUUGUAUAUGUUUAAGUUUAUUUAUUUCCCUCUUUGCUAGUCACUUUUUAGAACACUAUAUUUAUAGUACAGAACUAAUCAUUUUUUUCUACCAAUUCACACCCAUUUAUGGCAUACGUUUAUUUUGGGGUGCUCCCAAAUGGCUGUUAUAACUUCUAGUGAGAGAUCCCUUUUCUCAUGUUUACACUGAAACCUAUGUCUAGAGUUUUCACGUGGUUUUUCCACCAGAGUUAGUAGUGUUCAAGAGGGAGUCAAAUUCCUGUUGGAGCCCAUUUUCCCAAGUUCAUAGUCUGGCUAUGGAUUGCUUUUCUGCAUGACCUUGAUCGCUGGUGGUUUUGAUGAAGUUUAAAUUCACUUGUUUUUCUUUCUUUGUGGUCGCUGAACUUGCCAGUUUUUGUUUUGUAUGUUUUUCUUCCUCCUUAUUCUAAAUAUUGCCUAACAGGAAUGCCUUUGUACUAAGUCCUUUCAGCAAAUGCUGCUUGUUUUUACAGGUGACUUGAAUGCCAUGUUCAUAAUAUGUCACUAGGAUAUAUCUUAAAUGUCAGAUGUCCUGCAUUGACUUGGUAUCAGUGCUGUGCCAUCCAUUUAAUUCACCACUUCCUACAGUGAAGAUAAGCUCCAAAGUCUUUAGUUGGUGACUUAGGAGUUAUGAGAAAUAUGGCUGUCUGUAAUACCCAAGCACUUCUGAUUUGGGUUUCACAGGCACGAUGCAAGGUUCAAAUUCUCAAACAUACAAAUUUUUGCUUGGCCCUUCAGUUCAGUAUUUCUAAUUUAAAACCUGAUCCUGUGUAAGUAAUGUCCUUGUGGGUUGUCUGUCGGUCUACCAUCAGCACAUUGAUGUUUCACUGUAGUAAGUGCUCGAUGCCGACAGAAGUUACAUGGCACAUUAUUUUCCUUGUUGCUGUCUAGACCUCUUAAAGGCAUCACCAGCGCCGCCACUGGCAUCGAUAGCUGUUUGCGGGGCUCCCAAUUUUCUUCUGCUAUGGUAACAUUCCAGGGCCAAACAUUUGGAAAAUUGAUAUAGUUUGAUCCGUCAACAGCCAUUGUCAUGAACUUAAGACUGGUUUUGUUAGAUACUUCCUGCAUUUAUAUUUUAUUGGCAAAAUAUUCAGCAUCACGUGCAUGAUUUAAUGUCCCAUUCCCAUUUGAAAAUCCUCUACUGUGCUGGAUGCCAUACCAUCUGAACAGAUCCCCAAAGAUUAAAGUAGGAGGAUUGAUCUUAUGCAAUGGUGAAACAAGUUCGAGACUGAUUUAACCUAUUUCUAUGCAUCUUUUGAGAUUCAAUUCAGUUUCUUAGUCACCAAUCUAGUCCAUCUGACAUCCAUAAUAAUCCAAAUUUGGUUUUCAAAUAGUGCCCAUGCAGAAACAGGGAAGGGAAUUUGAUUGUACUUCUGGAUGGAUAAAUUUAAACUGAUUGGCCUGUCUUUCCCCAGAAUUAUUCUGAAAUAACAUCAUGAUAAAACAGCUUGGUGGUGAUUGGAAGACUAGCUGUUCCACUUGCAAUUUUGGCUUGUGCUUGGUGGGUACAUGUAGCAGUUGCUAACUCCUGGAUAGCUCAUCAUUAAAAAUAUUGUGGCCCAAGAAUUCAAGAGCACUGGCUAUUACUGAAGCAGGAUUUUUUCUCCAGUGUCCCAAAACAGCAGAUAGUGAAUUUCCCCUGAAGCACUCUGUGAUGAAUCAACUUUUUGAGCAAUAGGCCAAGAGCACUAUGUAGAUCUAGCAAGCAGCAGUCACAUAUUUAAAAGACAAUACCACAAAGAUUAAUCUUGGCCAAUACCUGCAGUUAAAGCCCCACUGUGCAUGAAUGUUUAAAGUCUGGUUGAACUUGGCUAGAAAUUAUGAACUUUUGUUAUAAGACAUUCCUGAUGAAUACAGGAAUAGAUAUUGCUGAUUAUUAAAGUGAUAGGUGGAGUCACUAUUGCAACAUAAUGUGUGGACGGAUUCAAAAAUGAAAUAAACAGCAAAAAAACUCUUUGCUGGAAAUUUUGAAACACUGAUGCUCUCACUGUGAGUGGGACAAAGUGCCCUCACUCCUCAUCAACAUAAUGCCCAUACAGCAGACCUAAUGAGGAACCUAUACUGCUAUUCUGAGCAUGUGCAGAAUUUUCAAAAACAUGAGAAUGGAAGCUAUUGUAUCUCAUCACUGCAGCCCAUCAGCCCCAUGGCAUGCAGUUUUGAAUGCAAAUGAUCUUGUACCUAUGUGUGUGGUUUAAGUGGUAAUUCAGCUAUUUUAAUAAAGUUGCGGGAGUCUCCUGUGGUCUGGAGGGAGGGUGAUCUCUACAAUUCUAAACUUGGAGAGACUGUAUGUUUUUUCCUUGAGAAAUAGCUGACUAGUGAGUUAACGAAGGAAGCUGAAGAAUAAUGUGGAAGCGUUGACUAAUAGAAAUCUGAGCAACCAGGCCACCUCACUUCACUUCUUGACUAUGUUUGUUUUUUUUAAUAAAAAAAUCAUUCCAGAAAGAGGGAUUUAGGGGUGAAGUGACAGUGCAGUCAAAGUGAGGAUAUGGUAUUAUGCAAUAGUGUUUCUGCACCUCCUAGAUCAAAUAGUGGAGGAUCUCAUCAGAUGAGAUUGCUUUGCAUAGUGAGAUGCAUUCCUGGUACAACAUGAGAUUACAACCUCAUUUUUUAAAAAAAUCGUUCCAGUUCAGUGUUAAUUUCGCAAUUUUCUGACGAUCACUAUUGGUGCAUAAAAUGUGGAAGUGUUGCUGACAUUUUUGCUGAGUGCUUGCCUAAUAUGGUAAAGGCAUGGUGUUAACUUAAGUAAUCAGAACUGAUUUGUGAUUUGCCUGAGCUGUUGGAUUCUGGAGAGCAAAUAUUUGCUCAAGUUCUGAAUUUACACAAUUGCCAAUGGGUUCAUUUGGUAAUCUGGUCAUUAACUAGAUCUUUUAUGUUUUAUUCUUUAGUUGUCCAGCUGAAGUUGAAUUUAGCAAAGGGAUGGAUCAUUGGCUCUUGGCUUUAGCUGUUACAGCUGCAAAGCUUUACGCUGCCACUUACUGCUUCCAUUUUAAAUUGAGCAAUAGAAUCAUUAGUUGUGUUGGAAAUUGAGACUAAUUCCACACUGCAGCAUUGUAUAACUGUUUUAAGGUUGGAAUUUUCUUAAUGGCAGGUGGUGGUAUGUGCUGUAUAGAGACAACCUUCUUUACAGUGCGACCUUACAGAAAGCUGAAUAAAUUAUUGCCAUUUUUAAAGUGACAGCACCCACUUUCUGGCCAACUUAAUGCCAGAUCUGAGGUGUUGCUGUUUGAAAUCCAACAUGAUCACCACAGCCAUCCAUGUGCAACUCAUUGAGGUAUUUUUAGAUCUUAAAUAGAAGAUGUUUAAAAAUGUUCUGUUCUUCAGGCUUUAACGUAUUUUGUUAAGGGAAAUGAAGUAGCGACGUGCUAACAAAACACUGACCACUUUGAGUUGUGAAUUUAAAUUGGAUUCAAAUGAACAAUGUCUUGGAAUGUUGAUUGGAACUGUCAGCAAAACUUUUGAACCUCCUGCUGUGAAAAAGCUCUUCAGCCUUAAUUCUAAAGUACGAUUCCUGCCUACAUUUUUGAUGCUUGAAACGUCCAAGUUCCAUAGGUUUCACUGGAACAAAGUCUAGAUUUCUCCCCUAGUCCUUCCUUUCCCCCAUGGGGAAAGAAAACUUAGCAGCGUAAAUGAAACAAUUUGAUUCCAGGGUAUGGAUAAUCAACUGGACCUACAUUUGGAAUCCAUGUUAUGGGUCAGGUAAGUCAAGAGCCUGGUAAGGGAAUCUGAAUGCCUUGCAAUAACUGAGCUUUAGGACAAGUGUAGAAUGAAUAGACUGAGGCAAAUCAUAAUUAAGUAACCUGUAGGAGGUUGUGUGUUGGGCAAUUUUUUUGUGCAAAGGAACAUUAAUCCAAUGCGAGUUGCCAUCAAGUGGGGAAGGAAAGAGGACAGAACUGACAAAAUGAAGACAGUAACACAUAAACCUUUGUGUUGACAGAAGCACACUCUGGUUCACUGCUGAUACAAGCUUAACUUCCGAGAUAAAUAAAGGACCUUGUUGCAAUGAGCAAAUUUAAUUUGAGAUAGAGAGUGGGUGAAAGGGUUAACGUGAUCAGGAGUAAAAGCUUUUUAAAGCUACAACAUAAUCGGAGCUGAAACAUUUUUAGCAUUGUCUGAUGAAACUGCAGUUCAUUUAUUUAUGCAAGGUAAAGGCUACUUGAAGAAAAAUCAUUUUAAGUAUGUACAUAUUUUGUAAAAAGGAAAAAAAAUUAAAAAUUCAUCAGAGAUGUGCGGCCUUAAUCAUCAAGGUUAUUCUCUUUGUAAAUUAUGUAAGAGAUUGAAGUCUUUAGUUAUUAAGGAUGUGACUUUUGACAGACACUCACUCUAGUCAGUGCCGCUGCCUGUGGAAGGGAUGAUACAUUUCAAUAAUGGGAGUGGUUGGAAUGUAUGCAGAUAUAUGUAGAACUAAUUUUCUUUGCUUUUUUCUCCCCCCUCAGUAGUGUCUUUUGUUUUUCCUACACCUGGAAAUGAGAAUCAAGUUGCAAACAAACCUGGUCCAGUCAGUUUACAGUGAGGUCUGUAUGGUUGCAUGGCACAAUGUCAGAGUUGGUUCCCUGUUCCUGAACUGAUGUAUAAUAAAUUUUCUUCCUUCUGUGUGGUGCCUGUGUACACCACAUCUAGUGGGACUAUCUAAAGAUUCGAUGCAUAUAAACCUGUGAUUUAAAAGUUUGCUUUUCUUAAUCUCUGACCAUUCCCAUUUGUACUUUUGUGGAAAUAUAAGUUAAAUUUCUUUUCCUAAAAAAAGUCUUAACAUUUGUUUUUUUUUUCUCUUCAAAUUUUAACCACUGAGUAAGAGUAAAGGCAGGCUGUCAGCUGUCUGUCUCAUUCCUCAGUGCCAAGGUGGGUUGGGCAUUUUAUUGCUGCUGAGAGUCCAUACAGGCCUUACUAAUGAGAAAUAACCUGAUUUGUGUUUCAGCUUUGAAAGAAUGUGUUACAUUUAAAUGUUACGUUUGGUAAAUAAGUUGAAAUCUUGUUCAAUCCCUUUAUAUAUAAACUUGUGUUGUACAUACUGUAUUCCAAUUAUAUUGUAAUCUGUGCUAAUAUUCUCAAACACUGAGUGUUCAUAAUAUAAUGCCAAUGUAUUAAAUAGUGGAGUAUUUCCUUUA